GUAUUAAUGUUAAGAUGAUGGGUUUAUUUUGGAAGGCUCUAGAUUUGGCAGCCCUUGCUACUGAGCAUGCACAAUUCAAGGACUGGUGGUGGAAAGUCCAAAUUGGGAAGUGCUACUAUAGGUUGGGAUUAUAUCGUGAAGCCGAAAAACAAUUUAAGUCAGCUCUCAAGCAACAGGACAUGGUUGAUACAGUCUUGUAUUUGGCAAAAGUGUAUUUGCGCUUGGAUCAGCCUGUAACAGCUUUAAACCUUUUCAAGCAAGGGUUAGAUCGAUUUCCUGGAGAAGUGACUCUUAUUUGUGGAAUUGCCAGAAUCCAUGAGGAAAUGAACAAUAUCUCCUUGGCUGCAGACUACUAUAAAGAUGUCUUAAAACAGGACAAUACUCACGUGGAAGCCAUUGCAUGCAUUGGCAGUAACCAUUUUUAUUCAGACCAGCCCGAGAUAGCCCUGCGGUUUUACAGACGGCUCUUACAGAUGGGUGUAUAUAACUGCCAGCUUUUUAACAAUCUGGGCCUUUGUUGCUUCUAUGCCCAGCAAUAUGACAUGACACUAUCUUCAUUUGAACGUGCGCUGUUUUUGGCUGAAAAUGAGGAGGAGACAGCAGAUGUGUGGUACAACCUGGGACACGUGGCUGUGGGCAUAGGAGACCUGAAUCUGGCUUACCAGUGUUUCAAGCUAACGUUAGUCAACAAUAACGACUAUGCGGAAGCUUACAACAACUUGGCUGUGCUGGAAAUGCGGAAAGGUCACACUGAACAGGCAAGAGCUUUGCUGCAGACUGCUUCGUCUUUAGCACCUCAUAUGUAUGAGCCCCAUUUCAAUUUUGCAAUACUCUCAGAGAAGGUUGGAGAUCUUCAGAGGAGUUACACUGCUGCUCAGAAGUCAGAAGAAGCAUUUCCAGGCCAUGUUGAUACACAGCAGCUCAUCAAAGAGUUAAAACAGCACUUUGCUAUGCUCGGAUGAGGGUAUUUUUUGUUACGUAACGACGGUUAGCCAGAGCAAAUGUCCCAGACAUCUUUCUGAAAAUACUAGCUC
This is a messenger RNA of Eurypyga helias (sunbittern), 1034 nucleotides long. It is a transcript of the gene TTC8, whose product is annotated as tetratricopeptide repeat domain 8. The transcript is spliced from 8 exons. Gene Ontology annotation, biological process: non-motile cilium assembly. The record is from RefSeq and is a predicted model, not a curated record. The annotation marks the transcript as partial. Gene Ontology annotation, cellular component: BBSome; non-motile cilium; ciliary basal body. NCBI's taxonomy places the organism in Eukaryota, Metazoa, Chordata, Aves, Eurypygiformes, Eurypygidae. Gene Ontology annotation, molecular function: protein binding.